This is a messenger RNA of Cuscuta europaea, 1221 nucleotides long. Lineage: Eukaryota; Viridiplantae; Streptophyta; Magnoliopsida; Solanales; Convolvulaceae. The record is from the annotation of a GenBank genome assembly.
CCCCAAAUAUAACAUGUAAGAUUGACUCUAUAUGAAACUCCUUGCGAGACAAAAACAUCAAUUUUGAGCGCAAAAGAGUUCGUGAAAAGAAAGGAAACCUCCCGGCCAUUCCCAUACAACUAUCAAGUAGCCAACUACUACGGGCGAGGGUUGAAUAUUCCUUCCUCCUUCCGCUUCCCAAUCGGCCCUUCACCGUCGAGUCUACCUGAUUCCAGAAACACUUUUAAUUAUUCUAAUUUACUCUUUCUGAAGUCAAUCGAUCAUAGGCAUGACUACCGCUGGAAACCAGAACUUGAACGCCAAGCUGGUGCUCCUUGGAGAUGUUGGAGCUGGAAAAUCUAGUUUGGUAUUGCGUUUUGUUAAAGGACAAUUUAUUGAAUUCCAGGAAUCCACAAUAGGUGCUGCUUUUUUCUCGCAAACAGUGGCAGUUGAUGAUGCUACUGUGAAAUUUGAAAUAUGGGACACUGCAGGUCAAGAGAGAUACCAUAGUUUAGCACCAAUGUACUAUAGAGGAGCUGCUGCAGCUGUAAUUGUGUAUGAUAUAACAAAUAAAGAUUCCUUUGAACGAGCUAAAAAAUGGGUCCAAGAACUUCAGGCACAAGCUAAUCAAAACAUGGUUAUGGCACUUGCUGGGAAUAAAGCUGACUUGGUAGAUGAAAGAAAAGUGACACCAGAGGACGCACAGAAGUAUGCGAAGGAAAAUGGCCUUUUCUUUGUCGAGACAUCUGCAAAAACUGCAACCAAUGUCAACGAGAUUUUCUAUGAAAUAGCCAAGAGACUGCCUAGACUACAGCCUGCAACAAAUCCAUCUGGAAUGGUUCUUAUGGAUAGAUCAGCCGCUGCUAGUCAAAGAGCCGCCACCUCCGCCGCCACCUCUUGUUGUGCUUAACUUCCAUCCUCAUCUGCUCCAUGGAGAGAAAGAAAUGCACACUGCUCUGUCUGUACCUUCAUCUGUCACAUUCAUACUCUCUCAUGUUUUAUUCAUGUAUACUCCGUAUAAUUUAUUCAAAAGGAUCUUGUAUCAGAGGCCUUCGGGAAUGGGCCUCUAUAACAUAUUACCUUUGUCACUUUGUGUUGAGUUGUUUAUAUUUUAUUUAGGAACAUUAACACUUAAUGAUUAUUUUGUUAUUGUUUUUUAAUAAGAACAUGUUCUUAUAUAAGAACAAUGAGAAUUUUAUACCGCAAAGGGAACUCCAUAUUAAGCCUUUUUUGCAAAGUGUU